CUGCAAAUCCAUCCGCUGCCCCUGGACCAGGCCCAUCCACCCCCCUUCGCCUAGACCACGGGCCCCCACAUCCCCAAGCCCGGUCCACCGUGAACCCGGUCCACGCCAAACGCCCUCCCCAUCUCUUCUUCCUUCCUCGAUCGAUUCCUCAUUCCUCCCUCCCUCCAAAUCCUCCUCGACCUCCGCCACCACCACCACCCUCCUUCCUUCCUCCUCCUCCGCCGCCGCCGCCGCCCUCGUAUCCGCCGCAUUUUCCCGCUUCGGCGAGGACCGUUCGGCUGCUUCUUCUCUGCGCUGCUUGUUCGACCGCGGCGCCCUCUCUCUGGCGGGGCUCUGCCGCUCCGCUCGUGUCCCGAGCCAGACUGCGCAGUAGGUAUUUCCUCUGUCCGGAGCUACUGGUGUCCUGUUGGUGGUUGCAAUGGAGUGAUUGGACGAGUUGGUCGUCCAGAAAGCUUUGUUGGUGAAUCCAAUGGGAAGUAAUGAUCCCAGCACGCCGUCCAAGCCUUCCAAGGUGCCAGAGCAGGAGCAACCUCCAGCCACUACCUCUGGCACCACUGCUCCAGUUUACCCUGAAUGGCCUGGCUUUCAGGGCUACCCAGCGAUGCCGCCACAUGGGUUCUUUCCCCCUCCUGUUGCUGCAGGCCAGGCUCAUCCUUAUAUGUGGGGAGCGCAGCAUAUGGUGCCACCUUAUGGGACACCACCGCCACCUUAUAUGAUGUAUCCACCAGGAACAGUAUAUGCCCAUCCCUCUACUCCUGGUGUGCAUCCAUUUCAUUACCCAGUACCAACAAAUGGAAAUCUUGACCCUGCUGGAGCUGCACCAGGUGCUUCAGAAAUAAAUGGAAAAAAUGAGCCCGGCAAAACAUCUGGUCCAUCUGCCAACGGGAUUACCUCCAACAGUGAAAGUGGAAGUGAUAGUGAGAGUGAAGGAAGUGAUGCCAAUUCCCAAAAUGAUUCACAUUCGAAGGAGAAUGAUGUAAAUGAAAAUGGCAGUUCCCAGAAUGGUGUAUCUCAUUCAUCAUCGAAUGGAAUAUUUAAUAAAACCAUGCCAUUGGUUCCAGUACAAUCAGGUGCAGUGAUAGGAGGAGUUGCUGGUCCUGCGACAAACUUGAAUAUAGGAAUGGACUACUGGGGUGCUACUGGUUCUUCACCUCUUCCUGCAAUGCGUGGCAAAGUACCGUCUGGUUCAGUCCGAGGAGAGCAAUGGGAUGAAAGGGAACUCAAGAAGCAGAAAAGGAAGCUGUCUAAUCGGGAAUCAGCACGCAGGUCCCGGCUGCGUAAGCAGGCUGAGUGUGAAGAGCUCGGUCAACGUGCCGAAGUUUUGAAGUCAGAGAACUCUUCUCUUAGGGCCGAGCUUGAACGGGUAAAAAAAGAGUAUGAGGAACUUCGUUUGAAGAAUGCUUCCCUCAAGGAAAAGCUAGGGGAAGCCGGUGAUUCGGUACCUGACAUGAACGAACAGAGCGACACCAAUGGCGGGAGCCACCAGCAGAAGGAAGUUUACUGGGUGGGGAUGGCGACGGCAGACGACCUUGCGUGGGAGGAAGACGAUCUGUUCCUGGACGAGGUCUUCCGCUACCAGGACCAGGUCGAAUCCCUCAACCCUAGCCACGCUCCUCCACCGCCAGUCACCCAGGAGACACCCCCCGUCGCCACCGCCGCCGCCUCUGCUGCUCCCCUCUACCACAUCCCCGCCUCCGCCACCGCUUCUCUCCCGCUCUCCCACGUCGCCGCCUGGCCCCAUGCCUCCGCCGCCUCCGCCACCCAGGCUCUCCCGCUCGCCGCCGCACCCCGUGCUUCCUCGGCCGACCCAGUUCCCCGGCUCUUCCAUGUCCCCGCCGGCCCUGCUGCCCCGCUUACACACUUCGCCGUCCCGUCGCCCCGUGCCUCCUCCUCCGCCGCCUAUCCUUUCGCGCCCUCCCACAUCGCUGACGCGCCCUGUGCCCCUGCCUCAGUGGCCGUUGCAUUCUCGCCUCCAAGGGAGUUUACCCAGUCGGGCCGCGCUGGUGGACCUGGCUUCUCUCCUCCGCGCGAGCUCUCCCAGCGACCUGUUGACGAGAGCAGCGACUGCCAGGUCGUCAUGCCCUUUGUGGCUCCCGCCGGUGGCGGCCGUGGCAGGGGCAGCGUGCGGAGAGAAAGGGAUGGUAGUGACGGCAGGGAGUGGAGGCUGGCGGACGAGGAGAGCCGGAUCAUCGGGACGGUCGAUCCUACUAGUGGUGGCGACCGUGCAAGGGCCGUGAGGAGGGAGAGGGAUGCUAGGGAGGCCAAGGAGAGGAAGGAAGUUGAGAAGCUCAAGAAGGAGCUGAUGGAUGUCUCGAAGCGGAUGAACAACUAUAAAAACGAGUGCAGUGAACUCAAGAAAGGCAUGACACAAAAAGACCUUGAAAUGAAGGCUAAAGAUGCAGAGAUUGAUAGUUUGAAAAAAGCACAUGUGGGCCGAGCCAGCAAAGAUAUUUGCAGUACGGGGAUGGAUAUCGAUCAGUCUUUGCAUACCCCUGCAAAUGAUACUUUGAAUGAUAGGGUUUCUUGUUGGACAUCCACAACGAAUGGGAAUAAUAAGGAACUCCAUUCUUCUCGAGAUGGUUUAGGUUUGAACGAAGCGUAUCAAACUGCUGCACCGGAUGUUUUGGAACCAAAGCAGCAGACAGUGAUAAAUAACAGAACAAGUACCUCAGGAAGAGUAUCUUUGGAGGAUACUCCCCAGCCUGAAUUAAAAAGCAACAAUGAACAUCUUGAGCGCAAGAAAGUAUUAAUUAAUAGCAUCUCUAGCAACUUAUGUGCUAUCUGGGGUAGGCCAGCCAACAGUAUGUUGGGGAGGAGUCUGAUCUCUAAGAUUCUUGUUUCUUGCUCAGAAGAAAUGUUGACACUUUUCCAGUCUACGAGAUUGUUAGACAAGUGUGAAACCUCUUCUAAAGCGAGCUCCUCCAUGAAUAAUGCUAUUUCAGAAGUAUAUGAUAUUAUCAUCAAGGUGAAUAACGAUGCAAUGCCUAUACGAAUUCUUCUUGAAGCAUUGCUAAAUCUGUGUGUUUUUGGUAAUGCUGUUGUUGCUGGUAGAGCCUUGUGGAUGUUGCAUAACAUAUUGCAGAACCUGCUAUCUCAUGGAACCAACUCCAACCAGAGGAACAAUGUUUCUAUUGAGACGUAUGUUAACAAUAACGAAAUGGAGAGGAACAGUCACGGAGGUAGUUCUACUUUGCUAAAUAAGCCCGACACAGAGAAUCUAUUAAGAAGUGAAGAUGGACUUCACACUAGCAAUAUGUCUCUUCCUCCUACUUUCCGGACUUCAUUCUUCAAUGCAGUGCUGCAAGUUGCAUUGAAGUAUUCAGAGGAGACUAUUCGUGUUCAUGCAUUAGCCAUAAUGAUCCUCAUUGUAAGGACAAGUGAUCCCAAAGGGGACCGUGAGAAAAUUGGUUUUACUUCUGUAAUGGAAAGCUUGCAUCAGUUGUUGCAGAAGGAAAAUGAGUUGCUUGUAAAGAAGCAUUCUGUGCAUCUUCUUUUCUUGCUUUUGAAUUGCCCUGUGAUGUUGAAGUUGCUGUGCAAUGGAGGUAAAGGUAGCUCUGAACUGAUGGAGGCUGUAGGAUUUGAAAAUGACAGACCACAACAAGCUACAAGCUCAGUUCUCAAGGACUUGUCUGAAUGCUUGACUUGUGAUGCAACAAAUUCUCUGGAGCUCGAGCUUUGUCGGCUAGUUGUGAAUCUAUUAGCGUACAUAGCUUCUAGUGGCAAAUCAGGACACACAGUGCUUCUAGGUUCAGUGACUGCCAGUGGUGCCAAUUUCUUGGAGUUGAUUAUGGAAGUCCUUGCUUCACAGAUGGAAUCCGGAGUUGAUUUUUCAACUGAGGUGCAUGAGCUAUUGGAGGAAAGGUAUUUGCUGAUGAGAGAGGCUCUGAUCCUUCUGAACCGAUUAGUUUCGCAUCCCAUCUUUUCGAAGACAACUUUGCAAGUGCUCAUGGGCAGUAAGCUGUGUGCAAGCUUGACAAUGGAUAUCGCGAACCGGCUGCCCCAGAGGAGCAAGUACCCCUUGAGGCACCUCAGCGAGAUAUGUCCCCAAAAGGCAAAUGAUCUCGCUGAACUGGCCCAGAAGUUCUGCUCGCGAGUGUAUGGUUACCUGGAAGAGCAACAACAUUCAAUUGCUGAUCGUUCCAAAUAAUAACACAAUGGCAGCAAAAUCACAAGGGGUCUAGAUCUCUCUAGCUCACUGAAGGUCUUUUUUCUUUGGGGAAAUUUUAUUGUACUUUUGUGCUAACUGUAGUAGGGUUCUUUGUGGAAAAUCACAAGGGGCCUAUUGGUUUGGGCGAGUAAAUAGCUUUUGGCUGGUGGUGUACAGAGGUGUGUGAUUCCUCGCCAUUUUUGGGCAAAUGUAACUCUGCAGCGAAGCAAAGAAAUGUUGUAUUCUCAGAAUUAUCCUCCAGACAUUGAGAUCUGGUAAUAGACAAUGACCGUUGGAGCUUUUCAUA
Molecule: messenger RNA, 4454 nt
Organism: Brachypodium distachyon (stiff brome)
Lineage: Eukaryota; Viridiplantae; Streptophyta; Magnoliopsida; Poales; Poaceae
Exons: 28
Coding region: 470-4147 (1225 amino acids)
Biological process (GO): DNA damage response; regulation of DNA-templated transcription
Molecular function (GO): DNA-binding transcription factor activity
Source: RefSeq, a predicted model, not a curated record